Molecule: messenger RNA, 4618 nt
Organism: Apus apus (common swift)
Lineage: Eukaryota; Metazoa; Chordata; Aves; Apodiformes; Apodidae
Gene: FSHR
Product: follicle stimulating hormone receptor
Exons: 10
Coding region: 1-2115 (704 amino acids)
Biological process (GO): male gonad development; follicle-stimulating hormone signaling pathway
Cellular component (GO): membrane
Molecular function (GO): G protein-coupled receptor activity; follicle-stimulating hormone receptor activity
Source: RefSeq, a predicted model, not a curated record
AUGAAGGAGACUCGGACAGAUGUGAAGGCAGAGAUGUCUCCAGUCCUCACCUGUUUGCUGCUUUUCCUAGCUGGCUGCUCAGGAUGCCAGCACCAUGCCUGCUGCUGCAUGGGCAGGGUCUUCGUUUGUCAGGAGAGCAAGGUGGUCCAAGUUCCCCGGGACAUCCCUGCCAACACCACCGAGCUGAGAUUUAUCCUCACCAAGAUGAGAGUUAUUCCAAAAGGAGCUUUCACAGGACUUGGUGACCUAGAGAAAAUAGAGAUCUCGCAGAAUGAUGCCUUGGAGGUCAUAGAAGCAAAUGUGUUUUCCAACCUUCCCAAACUACAUGAAAUAAGAAUUGAGAAGGCAAACAACCUGGUGUACAUUGAUCAAGAUGCCUUUCAACACCUCCCGAGCCUCAGAUAUUUGUUAAUAUCAAACACUGGCCUUCGGUUUUUACCUGCUGUCCAUAAGGUGCACUCAUUCCAGAAAGUUUUACUAGAUAUUCAAGACAAUAUCAAUAUACGCACAAUCGAAAGAAAUUCAUUCACAGGCCUAAGUUCUGAAAGUGUGAUUCUAUGGCUAAAUAAAAAUGGGAUUCGGGAAAUUGAAAAUCACGCAUUUAAUGGAACAUACCUGGAUGAGCUAAAUCUAAGUGAUAAUCACAACCUAGAAAAAUUACCAAAUGAGGUCUUCCAAGGAGCCAAUGGGCCCAUUGUUUUGGAUAUUUCAAGGACAAGAAUCAGUUUCCUGCCAAGUCAUGGAUUAGAGCUCAUUAAGAAGCUAAGAGCAAGGUCUACAUACAAUUUUAAAAAGCUUCCUGAUUUAAGCAAAUUUAGAUCUUUGAUUGAGGCAAACUUCACCUAUCCUAGCCAUUGCUGUGCAUUUAAAAACUGGAAAAGACAAAACACUGAAUUACAUCCAAUAUGUAGCAUAUCUCAGGCCAAGCAAGACCUUGAUGAGCAGACUGGCAAUAAGAUACACAGACGAUCUGCAGCUGAAGAUUAUGUUUCCAACUACGGCAUAGGAUUUGACCCAGCAGAGAGUGAAUUUGACUACGGUUUAUGCAAUGAAAUAGUGAACAUAGUUUGCUCACCUAAACCCGAUGCUUUCAAUCCAUGUGAAGAUAUCAUGGGAUACAACACUCUGAGAGUCCUCAUAUGGUUUAUUAGCAUUUUAGCUGUCACUGGGAACAUUGUUGUCCUCAUUAUUUUAAUAAGCAGUCAAUACAAAUUCACCGUACCUCGUUUUCUAAUGUGCAACCUUGCAUUUGCAGACCUCUGCAUAGGUAUCUAUCUGUUGUUUAUUGCAUCUGUAGAUAUUCAGACCAAAAGCCAGUAUUACAACUAUGCCAUAGACUGGCAAACUGGGGCAGGAUGCAAUGCUGCAGGAUUUUUCACAGUGUUUGCAAGCGAACUCUCAGUCUACACGCUGACUGUGAUAACUCUGGAAAGGUGGCACACCAUCACCUACGCCAUGCAGCUGGACCGCAAGGUUCGAUUUCGUCAUGCUGUUAUUAUAAUGAUUUUUGGCUGGAUGUUUGCUUUCACAGUGGCACUUCUUCCCAUAUUUGGAGUGAGCAGCUACAUGAAGGUCAGCAUCUGUUUGCCCAUGGAUAUAGAAACACCAUUUUCUCAGGCUUAUGUUAUCUUUCUUUUAGUGUUGAAUGUACUUGCAUUUGUGAUCAUAUGUGCCUGCUACAUCUGCAUCUACUUUACUGUGAGAAACCCUAAUGUCAUCUCUUCAAACAGUGACACCAAGAUUGCCAAGCGCAUGGCCAUACUGAUCUUCACAGACUUCCUCUGCAUGGCGCCCAUAUCAUUUUUUGCAAUAUCCGCUUCACUCAAGGUUCCUCUCAUCACAGUGUCCAAAUCCAAGAUACUUCUGGUUUUGUUUUACCCCAUAAAUUCCUGUGCUAACCCAUUCCUCUAUGCCAUUUUCACAAAGACUUUCCGCAGGGAUUUCUUUGUUCUGUUGAGCAAGUUUGGUUGCUGUGAAAUGCAAGCCCAGAUUUACAGAACAGAGACCUCCUCAUCUGCUCAUAAUUUCCACAUGAGAAAUGGCCAUUGCCUUCCUGCAUCAAAGAACAGUGAUGGGACUAUUUAUUCCUUGGUUCCUCUGAAUCACUUGAACUGAAAUGCCUUCAUGAAUUUGUGUCUGAGGCAGUGUGAUAAUCACUUUCAACUGUGAAUUUGAAUAAUGACUUCAUCCUAGUAUAUAAAAUUAUUUUUUAAGAGAAAAAAGCUUUAUUUCUAUUGUGCUAUUUUUGUUCAGUGGACAGCCAUCAGAGAUGAGGCAUCAGCUUCAUCAGUUCUUGAAGGACAAAGAACAAAACCUCAGUAUGUGCCAAACUGUCCUUGUAAAAUUGUCUAAAGAAAUAAGAUUUUAAACUGUUAUCUCCCCCCAUACAAGCAGAGAUUCCCUUCAUUCUAGGAAAUGUUAGCUUCUUAUUUUAAUUAAGUAAUGGUUAUGUGCAGUUGAAAGGAAAAAAAACGCAGAAUUAUUUUUUUUUGUCUGUGAAGUGUGUUCUAACAGUGACAUAUUGUUCUUAUUAUUAAUCCUGUCUCCUGGGUUCACAAGAGAAAGGCCAACUUUAUGCCCUCCUUCAGCACUGAUGAGGAAUGACAAUAUCUUGUGUGGUUUCCAUUUUUGUUGACCACAGCAGAGCGGCAGCACGCAUCACCAGCUAUGCUGGCAUCUGCUCUUCCACUCUACAUGAACCUGCCUUGCCCUGCACGAAAGUGUCACUUUGGGAAGGAUUUGUGUUCUUCUAGAUUGGCAGGCUCAGAGAACCAGAUUUCACCUGGUCUGGGAUCAAGGAGUUUGGUUUGGGGAUUGUUUUCAAGGUGAAUGAGUACAAGAGAAACCCUUCAUAAUAAGGGGGAUGUUUUCUCAAGUUAGCCUUGCAAAGUUGGGUUGAAAUCACUGUUGUGUGUUUGGGCCCUUUGGGUAUGGCAAGAUAGGCCAACAGGCUGCUCUAGCAUGAUACCUGUGCAUUGCACUGUCUCAGCUCUGCAAGGAACAAGCCCUGUGUAAGGUAUCCAGACACAGCUUUUGAAAACCUGAACAAAAGAUUUUGUGAAAUUUUAAUAUUUUUCUUUCCCUUUUCUUUCUAAAAACAACAAAACAAAACAAAAACAAAACAAACAAAAUAACCAAAAACAAAAUGAAAAAAACACCAAAAAAAACCCAAAAUCCUUCAUGUGCACAUUAUCAGAUGACAAUCCAGAUUGGAUCAUUGGACUUGAUGAUCUUAAAGGUAUUUUCCAAGCAAAAUUAUUGUAAGAUUCAAAGUAGAUUGAAAGAAAAAAUACUCUGUAUAUGUUGAAAUAACAAAAAAAGAAGAAAAAUCUUAAUCAAGAUUUCCUGAUUUUACAGGGUUUUUGAGUAACAUCUCAAUGAAGAUACAGAACUUCUACAUUAUUUGAAUAUCAAACUUUUUGAGAAUUAAUCAUUCCAAGUCAUACAGAAUAUUUAGGUUUGGGUAGGGUAUUCUCCUUCCUACAUGUGGGUGGGUAUGUUUAGGUAGGUGGGCUUAUAUGUGGGUAUGUGGGCAUAAAGAAAACACCAGAACAGGAAGUCUAGCCUUCAUUUCCCCCUCACAAACAAUUCAUGGUCUUCCCCCAUGAGAUUAUAAAUCUUUGCAGUCUUCACAGUUAAAAGUGAUGUGCUUUGAAUAUUUCCUGCCUGCAACUCCUAAAAUUUCAGUACUAAUUCUUGAUACUUCUAUCCAUAGUUUCUGUCGUAAGAUUCACAUCUCAGCAUCUGAACCUGUUGUGAGUAACUCCAGGAGAGGAUUAUUCAUUCAGUGCAAAUCAUGGAAGGAAGUAUAAAUCCCCUCUGCACAAAACAGGCAAGAUCAAAGACAGUGUGUUUGGAGCAGGAAAAGGGGGGUGGAAAUUCCAUUACUCAACACAAGUAACACUCCCUCCAAGAUCCAGGAGAAGGAAGAAUGAAAUAGCAAAACAGGAAAGAGUUCACCUCUGGGAAGCUGUUCUGUUGUGACUGCCCAAAAGAAUCACUUCUUCACAAAUGCUCUGUUAUAUACAGUGUACUUGAGUACAGCCAUUAAAGCCCAUCUCAAUCAAAGUGAAUGAGGAUGUUCCAAAAUAUUCUAUAUGCAUUUAAAAAUUCCUACUCCUGAACCUGUUCUUAGGCAAAAAAUAAGAGGUGUUCUUUGGCAAAUACUAGCCCAUUUUAGUUGACAAAUAGGGCAAAUCCUUGUAGUGCAGCACACCCAUUUGCCUGGGCCCUGGCCAUUUUCAAGGGCAAUAGGAUAAGACCCGUCUGUUCAGGAAAGCACAGGCAUAGUCUAGAAGCCAGUUUUGUAAAUACUCUCACAGGUACGUCAAGCACAUGAGUGUAGUACAGCUCAUCUACCCAGACACUUGCGGAAUCAGGACCCAGUUAAAUAUGCUUGAUAAAUAAAUACCCCUGAGAAGAGACCUUGCACCUUGUAGCCAGGGUGAGACCAGAGUCCAAGGGGUGAAGCUGUCUGGCCCAUGGCUCUUCCUCCAGAGGAGACAAGAGAUUUGGAGAGUAAGUGGAUCCUGCACUUUGCCUCAUCCCAUGCAGGAGGACAGCAUGAAGAUGCUUGAGGCAUGUGUCAUCCUGCCCACACAUGCUGCACAGGAGGAGC